GAGCUGGGAAUACUGGAGGCAUCGAGGGAUCUGUCCUCCUCACAGGAGAGCAAGGCCACUACCCCGCGUAGCGAGGUGAAGAGGGCGCCAAGGCAGCGGGAGCUGCUGCUGCCUCAGCGCAAGUCAGCCCGCAUGGCCGCCAAGGGGGAGCGACCAAGAUACGUUGAGGAGGUCGAAGUCAAGCCAUUGGCUCGCUCAAGGCAAGCAGGCCGCCGUGUGAGCCGCGAGGCAGAGUAUCACCGCCGCGUGCCGGCCUCGCCAGAGGCAGAGGAGAGGGCGCUGCGAGCAGCCUGUGAAUUUGCUGAAGCUCUCAACAGGGGACGGUGCGGAAGGGGGAAAGGGGAGGCGAUGGUGAAGGCGAUGGUGCGAUCUCACGUGCAUGGGUGCUUCUGGCUGGGCCUGAACAGAAGCUUCUGCACAGCACACCUCCCUCGCAGCAUCGCCACUCUCACUCUCAAAGUCGACCCGCCACAAGGCACUGCGGAACCCAAGGACAGCACCGAAGCCGAUCCCUCUCAAGGCACUAGCGAGGUGACUUCUGAAUCGACUCAAAAGUCAUCUGAUUUCAAGAGCAGCACUGCAGCAGCUGAUCCAGAGGACACCUCUCGGGGCUCCAGCAGUUCAAAGGACAGCGUAGGAGGAAAGGGAGAUGGGGACGGGGAGGAAAAGAAGAGAGACGUGAAAGCAGACAGGAAACGGGCUAGGAGCGGAAAGCAGGAGCCGCAGGAGGGGGACUCAGAGGAGGGGGAGUUGCAGCAGCUGCUGGGGGAGAGGAGGGCGGUGAUGGGGGGGGCGUAUGCAGUGGGGGAGGGCGAAUGGCGGGCUACCUAUCUGCCUCACAAGACGGGGUUAAGUGGCGGGUGGAGGGGGUUCGCUUUGGACCAGGAACUAGAUGCGGGCGAUGCCGUGGUGUUUGAGAAGAUGGACUCGCUCACACUCAAGGUUCACAUCUUCCGAGCAGCAGACUUUGAGGAGGAUGCAACUGCGAUCAAGUCGGAGGGCAGGCCAGCAAAUACCAAGAGGAAAACCAAUGCCUGA
Closterium sp. Yama58-4 is the source of this 1038-nucleotide messenger RNA. NCBI's taxonomy places the organism in Eukaryota, Viridiplantae, Streptophyta, Zygnematophyceae, Desmidiales, Closteriaceae. The record is from the annotation of a GenBank genome assembly.